Drosophila subobscura is the source of this 1505-nucleotide messenger RNA. Its product is annotated as transmembrane protein 65. NCBI's taxonomy places the organism in Eukaryota, Metazoa, Arthropoda, Insecta, Diptera, Drosophilidae. The record is from RefSeq and is a predicted model, not a curated record. The transcript is spliced from 6 exons. Gene Ontology annotation, cellular component: mitochondrion. The coding region runs from base 332 to 1219 and encodes 295 amino acids.
CUUUUCAUGAGGUUCGCAAGUUUACGAAAGAAUCGGGAAUGAACGAUUGAAUGAAUGAACGCGUCGCGAAAAACAAGGAAAUCCCGGAAAAGUAGCGAGGACAGAAUUCAGAGAAAUCCGUCUGUGUGCGUGUGUGCAUCUCGUGUGUGUGUGUGUGUGUGUGUUUGAGCGUGUGCGUGGCACAAGUUUAUGUUUUUGUUUAUAAUCGCACCCACGCCGCUCUCACUUACUUGUGACGUCACAAAAACGAUUUGAUCAUCUUGCGUGCAAUUGCAAAUUGUGUAAUAGUGUAUUAAUAAAAAAUACAAAUAAGACAACAAGCGCAGUGAAAAUGCGACGACAAUGUCAGGCUGCAUUCCGGCACCUGGUGCGUCACUGCCAGGCGACAGCCCCCACAACGACAACAAGAAUGGGCGCCCGAAGAUUCUGCCUAUUCCAAGCGGCGCCCCUGCUCCAAAAGACGCCCCUGCUGACCCACAGACGGCGUUACUCCAAAUUCAGCACCCACCUAAACGAGGAGCGGGCCAUGGAGCUGCUGUGCAAUCUGGAUGAGGAGGAGCGCCACAAUCUGCGCGACGCUCUUGGCAAAAUAGACGCCGACAAGGAGAAGAAGAUGUACGAGAGCCAGCUGGCUGUUGGCAGUUGGCGGACACGCUUUGGACGGCUCUCGAAUAAACCGACAUUGGGACAGGUGGAUCCUUCCGGCUCUUUUUGUGCCGUUCCCGAUGAAUGGCUGCGAAAGAAAAUGGUUGAAUCGGCAACGCCACCCACCGCAGGACAAUUGUACAGCAUUUUCUUUGUCAACGCUGUGCCAUUUAUAGCCUUUGGUUUCCUCGACAAUUUCAUCAUGAUCACGGCCGGCGAAUACAUUGAGUGUUAUUUGGGCCAUUUCAUUACCCUCUCCACAAUGGCUGCUGCGGGCCUGGGGAAUACCAUUAGCGAUGUUAUGGGCAUCACCAUGGCCACGUAUGUGGAGCACGGCUGUCAGAUAUUGGGCCUCAAGCAGCCACAAAUGGCGCCAGCGCAAUUUGAGCUCAAGUCCAGCAAACGUGCCUCCAGUUUUGGUCGUAUUAUGGGCAUCACGGUGGGCUGCUUGCUGGGCAUGUGCCCCUUGUGGUUUAUGGAAGAGAAUCAGGAAGCGAAUGUGCCUGUGCCUGUGCCUGUGCCCAUCGCCGUGGUCACAGCCGAGACAGAGGAGGAAAAAGUUGCGCUUAAUUAGCUUCAAGUUACUCUGGUCAAUUCGAGAUGCUGUUUUGUCUUUAUUAUGUUUAAUUUAUUAUUACCAUCGGACGAUUUUAUUUUGAUAUUUAGAUAUUCUGAUAUUAGACUUAAACUGCCAGCUGAUUGAUUUGCUUUACACGUCUUUGUCCUGGCAUUUCCUUCAACGAACAGACAACAGAUUGUAUUUCCAUCGAAAGGAAGCCCCUGGUGCAAUGCAUAAACGAACUAAUGAGACACUCAAUGUACCUACUAAUCUAUUAAAGUUCAUCCUAGUUCAUAAUCUA